Molecule: messenger RNA, 2429 nt
Organism: Dryobates pubescens (Downy woodpecker)
Lineage: Eukaryota; Metazoa; Chordata; Aves; Piciformes; Picidae
Gene: CXXC4
Product: CXXC finger protein 4
Exons: 1
Coding region: 207-1412 (401 amino acids)
Cellular component (GO): nucleus
Molecular function (GO): zinc ion binding; methyl-CpG binding
Source: RefSeq, a predicted model, not a curated record
UUUUGUGUUUCAGCUGCGGCAGCUCCCGUGAGGAUGCAGAAAGAGCGGCUGCCCGGCCAGACACCGACCGCGGGAAUGCGCCCGGAGGAGGAGGAAGAGGAGGAUUAAAAGAGCCCCCCCACCCCAGUCCCAUUUCUCUUCCCCUGGCCCCCCAAACCCCCCUCCCGCCCCGUCCUUCCCCGGUCGUGUCCCCCUUCUCGGCCAUCAUGAACACCAACGUGUGCGUGGAGAGCGGCCCCAACCCCGAGGCACCGGGGCUGCCCAAGGACAGCCACCUGCCCGAGGGGGCCCUCAACAGCCUUGUGGAUUACAACUCGGAGAUGGAGAGGUACCGCUCGUUCGCCACCUUCUACAAGACCAACGGCGGUGCCUUCCCGCAGGCGGCCAAGAUCGCCCGUAUCACCACCCCCAUCUUCCCCAGCGCCGCCGCCGCCGCAGCCGCCCGCAUCGGCAUGUCCCCCUGGAACUGCGACACCGCCACGGCCGCCGCUGCCACCGCCAUGCUCUGGGGCAGCAGCGGCGGCGGCGGCGGCGGCGCGGCGGGCGGCGCGAGGAAGCCCUCCUCCGCCGCCUCCGCCUCCGCGGCCGCCGCCGCCUCCUCGCUGCACGCCGGCAGGGGCGGCAUGCAUCACCGGAGCGACUCGCAGCGGCUGGGCAAGCCCGGCUGCCCGCCGGCCGAGCAGCCCGCCCUGCCCAUGGCCAACGGCAACUUUCUCUCCACCCUCUCCCCCGAGCACUGCCGGCCGCUGGCCGGCGAGUGCAUGAACAAGCUCAAGUGCGGCGCCGCCGAAGCCGAGAUCAUGAACCUCCCCGAGCGCGUCGGCACCUUCUCGGCCAUCCCAGCGCUGGGCGGCCUCUCCCUGCCCCCCGGGGUCAUCGUCAUGACCGCCCUGCACUCCCCCGCCGCGGCCUCGGCCGCCGUCACAGACAGCGCCUUCCAGAUCGCCAACCUGGCGGACUGCCCGCAGAGCCACGCCUCGGCCUCGCCCGCCUCCGCCCUAGGCGCCGCCGCCGGCGCGGGGGGCGGUGGAGGCGGCGGCGGUGGCGGAGGCGGCGGCGGCGGCGGAGGGGGGGUCGGCGGCACCGGCGGCAGCGGGGCCGGGGCCGGGGCGGGCAAUCCCGCCAAGAAGAAGCGGAAACGCUGCGGGGUGUGCGUGCCCUGCAAGCGGCUCAUCAACUGUGGAGUCUGCAGCAGUUGCAGGAACCGCAAAACGGGACACCAGAUCUGCAAAUUUAGGAAAUGUGAAGAGCUUAAGAAAAAACCGGGCACUUCGCUAGAGGUCAGAGGAGAUGAUUUCUUUUUCCCCAGCCUCCCGCCGUCCCUCCUCAACCCCCUGCCUCCCCCCCUCCAGUGCUUCUUGUCUAGCUUCAAGAUGCAGCAUCCCUUUUCCGAGGCCUCCUUCAGGCUCUGAGGGUGCCCCCCCGGCGCGGGCGCACCCCCCUACCCUCACCCCCCACCCAGGCUCCCUCCCCGACUCUCAGCGGCGCUGCGGCGCCGCCGUUCGCCCGCCCCUCUCCGCCCCGCAGGGAAUAGAAACGCCGCCCCCCGCGGCACCGAGCUGGGCCCUGGCCACGGUCGCCGGCCCCCGCCGAGGAGGGACGGAGCGGAGCGAGAGCCGCCCCCGCGGGCGCCCCUGCCGCGGGCCGCUGCGCCCGGCCUUGUCCGACCCGGGGCCCGGGUGGGGAGCAGCGGCCUCCGCCCCACCAGCUCCUGGCCGUUACGAGACACCGCUCGCCUGUUGUUACCUGCCGUGCUGUUUCUGUCAGACUGCUGCUGGCUGUCUCUGGGUCCCUUUUCCUUAUUCUCUCUUUCUAACGGUGAUCAUGGCGGUGUGGGUUGGUGUGUAAGGGAUGGGGAGGUGGGAAGGGGAAAGUUUUAGCUGAACGCCUAGCCCCCGCCGUCGGAAGUUGGGGGAAAAGUAAUGGCGAGUUCAUCUCCAGGUUGGCAGGUAGCGCUUUGUCCAAGACGGACAGCUGGCCGCAGAGCCCGGUGGUCGUUGAGACGUGCCCAAGUAAUCUCUUUGGCAAUAUUUUUACAAGAUAACCCACUCACGGUGUUCGAAACACAAUGGAACAUAGCACAGGUAUGACUGACCUCUGACUGCACUGUUCAUUUUUAGGACGUGUCCUCAGACCUGGCAAUGUGUUGCCUUUCCCAAAGCAUGAGGACAGGUGUUCGGGUUUGCUAGAAGUACAAGCGACAGGCAGGCUCCCACGCCGCAGGCAUUUCAGUUAGUGCGUUGGGUAUGACAGACAAUGGGGACCAAAAUACACACCGGGAGGAAGACGGCUGGUACCGGUAGGUGAAGGAAACAAGUGAGAGGAAGGACUAGGAAUCAUCCUCAGUCUCUUGUCAUUAUUAAAAUUGUGUGGCUGGUUAGGCGUACACAUCAGGUGCAUCUGAAGCUGUUGAGGGUGAUGGAUUUAGU